Molecule: messenger RNA, 7948 nt
Organism: Frankliniella occidentalis (western flower thrips)
Lineage: Eukaryota; Metazoa; Arthropoda; Insecta; Thysanoptera; Thripidae
Gene: Rbp
Product: peripheral-type benzodiazepine receptor-associated protein 1
Exons: 25
Coding region: 664-5346 (1560 amino acids)
Biological process (GO): neuromuscular synaptic transmission
Molecular function (GO): protein binding
Source: RefSeq, a predicted model, not a curated record
CAGUAGCGAGGCUGGCCUGCCCCGAGCCGCUCGUGCUCGAGCCGCGUGCGCCACGCGCCCCCACGGCAGCUGUCCGGACAGCAGGCGUGAGCGCGAGAGCGAGGGGCACCUGCAGAGGGACAGCAGCGGGGACAGCAAGGACAGAGAGCGGGCCGCGUGUAGUGGACUGGCCCUGGCCGAGAUGCCCGACCGGGGGCGGCCGCUGUGAGUGAGCUGGGCGGCUGUACCGGCCCUUGCCGCGGUGCUUGCGCGCGCGCGCCCAUGGGACGGUGACACUGUGGAUUACUACCUAGCUCCCGGUUCCGGCCCGGCCUGCCUGGCCACUAGCGGAGGUGGCACCCGGAAUGAGCUGGUAGGGGCGGCCCGGGGCCGGGGAGGGGGAGGGGAGGGGCGCACAGGGCCCCACCGGGCCCCGCGCGGGCCGGGCUCAGUAACCAGGGCCCCGAGCUAGCCGAAUAGGCCACGUUGACGCCCUCGCGGGAAGCACUCUGCCACGGCACUCUGGAUUAUCACCAACGGGCCAGGGUGCGCGUGGACGCCUCCGACGCAUGGAGUGCAAAUGUCACCCACACCGAUAACACAACCCCACAUGUGAAUGCAGAGAGCCAGGCACCGCCCCGCGGGCCGCUCCCCGCCGCCACCCUGGACUCCAUCCUCAAGCAAAUGCGCGAGGCCGAGGAGCGGCGCAAAGACCUUGAACGCCAGCACGCUGACACCUUGCGACAACUGCGCCUGAAGCAGUCCGAAGUCCAGAACCCCAAUGCCGCCCUGUCCUCUGCGAGCCAUGGGCAGCCCGGCGGCUACGGAGGGGGUGGCGGGGCCGGCGGACCGGGGCCUGGGCCGAGCCAAGGGCCCGGCGGCCCCGUGUCCAUGCCCAUGUCGGGGAGCUUGUCCGGACCCACGUGCGCCGCACCGGGGCCGGACAGGGGCUCUGCCAUGGAGACCAUCGAGGCCCUCCAGUCUAAGAUCCGGGAACUGGAGAAGAAGACCGAGCUCCAGAACGUCCGGCACGAGGAGUUGCUGCUGGAGAUGGCGUCGAUCAAGCGGUCCGGGCCCGCGGGGAGCGGGUCGGGGUCCGGGCCGGGGCCCUCUGGGGCCUCGGGUCCGAUAGGCGGCUCGGCCGGGCCGUCGGGGUCCGGGGCGCCGGGGGCCUCCGCUGCUGGCAGCGGCUGCAGCUCGUCCGGCUACUCGGACCCCAAGGGCGUCUCCCUCGACUACCGCUCCUACUUCGGCGACUCGGCCUCCACCUGCUCGUCGCCCGCCACCGGUUUUGUGCCGUACGGCGGGGGCCGCCAGCUCGCCGGCCACCUCCCUUUGGGGCAGAGCCUCGGCCACCAGAGCCAGGGCCUGGGCCACCAGGGCCUCGCCCACCAAGGGCAAGGCCAGCACGACCAGCACCUGGGCUAUCAAGGUCAGCACCAAGGCCAGCCGCUAGGCCAGCACCAGGGUCAGCACCAGGGUCAGCACCAGGGCCAGCACUAUGGCCAGCACCAUGGUCACCAUCAGGGGCACCACCAUGGCCACCACGGCUCAGGCAUGUACACCCGGCCCACAGAUCUGACGACGAGGCCGCACUCGCCGCCAACGGCCUCCACCAACGCGGCCUCCAACACGGCAUCCAAAGCGCCGGCGUCCAGCGUCGAGAUCGACCGCAUCAUGGCCAAGAUAGAGCAGGACAACCGCAUCCUGGCCGAGCUGGACAAGACGAGAUCGACCAUCGGCACUACGGUGGACUCCACGCGCCACCAGACCAUCUCCGACGCGCUGGGUCUCCACUCGCACCCCACCGUCAGCACCCUGCCCCUGACUGGCAUGUCUACCGGCCUCGGGACCACCCUUCCCCUCGGGAUGUCACAGCCGAGCUCCCUGGUGCAGCAGAUGGGCUUCCUUCCCGGAGGGAGCUUAGGACUGGGCCUGGGCCGAACGCUGCCGGGGAUGAGCGGCAACCACCAGGCCAGGAUGAUGCCGCAGAUACCCGGCAUCCCGUCCAUAGUUACCACUCAGUACGACGUCGACAGAGGCAUCAUACCGGGACUGGACACUCAACACCUCAUGGGCGGCGGCAGCACACAGGGAAAGGUGGACAUGCUGGACAUACCUGGCAAGGGCCGGUGUUACGUGUACAUCGCCAGGUACUCGUACGACCCGUUCCAUCAGUCCCCAAACGACAACCCGGAGGCCGAGUUAGCGGUGAAUGCGGGCGACUACCUGCUCGUGUGGGGCACAAUGGACGAGGACGGCUUCUUCGACGGUGAGCUGCUGGACGGUCGGCGCGGCCUCGUGCCGAGCAACUUUAUCCAGAAGCUCAUCGGGGACGACCUCCUCGAGUUCCACCAAAGCGUGGUCCUGGGGCUGCGUGACUGCGACGACUGUGCGUCAACCACUCUUCCACAAGACCUGGAUUUUUCCAUGGGCCAUGAGUACUUCGGCGGGCGACGCUCCCGCCCCAGGAACAGGGACAAAGGCCGGGACCGCAAACGCUCGGCCAGGACGUCGCGCGCUGCCGCUGCCGCCGCGGCCCAGGCCACGCCUGCCGGUGCCGGCCCGCAGCAGGCCGCCCAGCCGUGUAGCAGCGGCCGGUCCUUGUCGCGUUCGUUGUCCCGCUCCCGGUCCAGGUCGCGCUCUCGCCCCAGGAAACACGAGAGCAUGUACGGAAAGCGCGACUAUACGUACAUGGACUUUGACGAAAUGAUGGACGACGAGGAUGAGGAUCCGAUGGGUGAAGGACCAGACCUGUUCUUCUCGGUGCUAGUGCCGGCACCGAAGCAGCUGACGCUGGAGCGGCAGCUCAACAAGAGCGUACUCAUCGGAUGGAACCACCCGGACAACUGCCCCCCCGGCGCCAUCGACUCGUACCUCUUGUACGUGGACGGGGUGCUCAAGGCCACUGUUAAAGCCACGGAGAGGACGCGUGCGCUCGUCGAGGGCGUUGACUCCAACCGGCCGCACCGCAUAUCUGUGCGGUCCAUCACGCCCAACCGGCGGACGUCGCGGGACGCGGCUUGCACCAUGGUCAUCGGCAAGGACUUGCCCCUCGGGCCGACCAGGGUCAAGGCGUCGCACGUCACGUCCACGUCGGCCGUCAUAUCCUGGCUGCCCGCCAACUCUAACCACCAGCACGUCGUCUGCGUCAACAACGUGGAGCUUCGCACCGUCAAGCCAGGCGUCUAUCGCCACACCAUCACGGGCCUCGCCCCGGACACGGUCUAUCGGGUUACUGUGCGCGCCAAAAACAUCAGGGCUCCACACUUCGACGAGAAACAUAACCUACCGAUGGAGAGGUACUCUUGUCACAUCGACUUCGUCACCCUGCCCAAAGCUGCAGGUCUGCCCGACCCUCCGGCCGAGAUCCAAGUGGAGCCCGGCCCCCAGGACGGCACGCUGCUCGUCACCUGGCUCCCCGUCACGGCCAACGUCACGGCCAGCAGCACCAACGUCACGGGGUACGCCGUGUACGCCGACGGCAAGAAGGUCACCGACGUCGACAGUCCCACGGGUGACCACGCGCUCAUCGACAUCGGCAAGCUGCUGGGGCUGAACCCGCGCCAGGUGACGGUGCGCACCAAGUCUAGGGACGCCCAGUCCGCGGACUCGGCGCCCACGCCCAUCCCGACAUCCAUCCUGCGGGGCAAGGGCCACAAGGACCGGAUGGGGCCCGGGCAGGGCCCGGCGGGGCGCUACGGGCCGCAGCAGCACGGCCGGCACGGGGUGCGCCGGGGCACGCGCAUGGACCAGCACGGCCAGAUGGUCAUCGAGACCGAGGAGAACCUCAGCGACAAGGAGGUGUACCCGGGCAACAGCAUGAGCAUCCCGUCCAUCGGUUACCACUCGUCUCUGGCCCCUAUCGCAGAGAUCACCAAGGACUCGGCGAGCGAGGCGUACAGCGAGGAGGACUACAUGGGCCGGCGCGGGCACCCGGGUCACGCGGGACACCACGGCCAGUACGACCAGCGGCCGGCGCCGCGGAGCCACGCCGAGCGGGGCCGGCCGCCGCUGCUACCGCACGAGCGGGGCCGACCCGUGGAGCAGUACGACCAGUACGGCAGGCUGAUCCGCAACCCCGGCGGCCAGGGUCCCGGGGGCCAGGGCUACCGCGGCGGGCCCAUGCAGCAGCAGGGCGGCCAGGGCCAGGGCGGCCACCAGCAGGGCGGCGCGGCCGCGCAGCGCCAGCAGCAGAACCGGGUGCGCUGGUUCGUCGGGCUCUACGACUACGACCCGAGCACCAUGUCGCCCAACCCGGACGGCUGCGUCGAGGAGCUGUCCUUCCGCGAGGGGGAGCGGAUAAAGGUGUUUGGCGACCGCGACGCGGACGGCUUCUACUGGGGAGAGGUCCGGGGUCGGAAGGGUUUCAUCCCGGAGAACACCGUGGCCGAGGUGACGAGCCCGGACGCAGGCAUGGGCGGCCAGGGCGAUCCCUACUACCAGCGCGGCGACCGUGUGGGGGACACCUACGCCGCCUCGCCUGUCAAGAAGAUGGUCGCCCUCUACGACUACGACCCUCAGGAGCUGUCGCCGAACGUCGAUGCAGACCAGCAAGUGGAGCUGACCUUCCGCACCGGGGACAUCAUCUACGUGUACGGCGAGAUGGACGAUGACGGCUUCUACAUGGGCGAGCUGAACGGCGUGCGCGGCCUCGUGCCCUCCAACUUCCUCACCCCGCUCAAGAAGCACCAGGAGGGCGACUUCCGCAACGGCGGGCCCGGCCCGGGCCCCGGCCGGGGCGGCCCCAUGGGCCCCGGCAUGCGGCCCGACCGCGGCCACGGCCCCGGCGCGCGGGGGCCCCCGCCACCCCCCAGGGAGGGUAUGCCCAUCGCCAGGGACAGGAGGCAAGAUGGCAACUUCCCUCAACCUUCACAGUUAGGCUAUCACCAGCAGGGACCGGGGGGACCCCCGGGGGGAAUGAGGGGGAGAGGCGGGCCGCCAGGGAGAGGUGGUAGGGGUAGAGGCUACCCCGGCGGCUACUCGGACGGAGGGCCCGGCGACUACAACCAGCACCAGCCCGGCCCGCCCGGCCAGGGCAUGCAACAGCAGCAGCAACAGCAACAACAGCAGCAGCAUCAGCAGCAUCAGCAGCAUCAGCAGCAUCAGCAGCAGCAGCAACAGCAGCAGCGACAGCAGCAGCAGCAGAUGAAGGGCGUGCCAAAGGUUGUGCCGGACUUUGUCAUACCCAACAACAAGGAGUCUCCGACGGCGAACACCACGUCCACUUUCCCCCCGGCGCCAAACCUGAUGCAGAAGCUCGGUGACCUGACGGCGGGUCUUACCGGCGGGGACAACCCCGCCGACAACCUGCUCUCCAAGGGCAAAGAGCUCAUCUUCAUGAAGUUCGGUUUAGGUGGCAAGUGAGGCCUGGCCUGUAUUUUCUAUUUCUUUUGUUUUCGCCAUGUUGAACGUUUUGCGCGAGAACUUUUCAAAGUAUGUUCCCCCGAGCAUACCACGCAUGGGGGCGCUACUUUGAUAUUUGAUCACAUAUCUAACUUGAGCUAUUAAGCCUACUACAUUUAAAGCAUAUUCUGUAUCAUUAAAAUUAUUUAGUGUUCGUUGAGAGAGCACAGUGUGUUGAGUGAGUGUUUAUUAUCGUUGCCAUUUUAAGCUAUAUAAAAUGUUAUAAAAUGUUUCCCCUUGUUGAAACGAUCUUUCCCCCGGGAACGUUCGCGCAGACCCUCAGUGGCGUGGCUGGCGUAUGUGUUACCACGAGGCCGCAAAGAAGCGGUCGCUUUCAUAUCUUAUUCAUAGUACAAUUUUUAUCACUGAAAAGCACCAAUCAAAACUAGUCCAGCGUGAUUCCUUCGUUAGUUAAGUCAUGUACAUACCUUAUAUCAUCAGUGAAUCAUGCGCGACUGAACUUGGGUUUGAUGCUCCUCCCGCAAGGGCAGGGGUGAGAUGGUAGCGAGGUACGCCACUGAGAGUUUGUUGCUGUUGUCUGCCCGUUCGUAACCUAGUACGUAAUGCUGUGCAUCACGUUGCUGCCAUGCUGGCCUGCACUGUUACCUGCACCUCUUGUACCCGACUGUACUGUGCUGAGCACAAAGUCUAUGGGGUGUGAUUUCUUUUCUCUCUCUUUUUAAAGAGGGUGUACUAUGCUUGUUGCUUUUCUGGGCGGGUCCCGCCAUUUGUUAAAUGUUGACGGUGGGAACUCGAUUGGAUAACUAUAUCAUAUUUGUGACUAGCUUUGAGCUUAUACGUAAUCCAAUCUAAUGAGUCUUUCAGAAGGCGAUUUUUGAAGCUGCUUCAUCGAUGACCUUGGAUGACUGUUUCUUUGUCCGUUAAAAAAGCGAAAUCGUAUGGUCAUUGGGCACAUGUUUUGUUGCUGUUCAUGUCGUGAUAAACUUCAGUAUUAUACGACACUUUUCGUCAAAUUUAGAACAAAUUAGUGUAUAUAAUUUCCUUCAAUACAACUUCAAAUUGCCCCCAAAACUGCACAUGCAUCGGCAUGUAUAAGAUCAAGCUUUCCUUUUAGCAGCCAGGCGUGGAAAAUUCAGUCGCCGGGUCAUGUAGUUUUCACUAAUGUUUACAUAAAGUAUUCCUUGCCUUCCAAAAACAAAAGUACCGUGAACUGCAUUGGCAUAAUAAAGGCCGAAUAAAUCACUUUGUCUAGGUUUUUUUUUGGUUGGCCUGUCAUAUAUUUUAUUUGUAUUACGUAUCAAAUAUUUCGUGUAAACCGUUUCCCCUACGAGAAAAAAAAAUGUGUUUCGCUGUCCAUAGAAAGUCCAGACUGUUUCUAAAUGUACUGUGUCCGACUAAGCCUUCAUUCUUUCAUAAAUCUGUUUCAAUCAGUUUAAAUCGGCUUCUUGCCUCAAAGAUUUUCAGUAGUAUGGUAGUAGCAGAAUUUAAACUAUUUACGUAGUUGGAAAAUAAUUGACUCUAACAGCAUUAAAGUUUUAAAAAUAGCUCAUUCGUAAUGCCAAAGAGUUUUUCAACAAUUUCUUCUCUAAUCUUUCUCACAUUUACUCUCAAGAUCUUAAAAUGCUUGCAAAAUGAUCUUAUUCAGAGCCACGAAAAUACGUAACAAUUUAGUGUAUGUGAAAUGUGCCACUAUCAUUGCAUUCAAAUUAAUCUAGACAUACCUACUGUCCAGUCUUUCACUUUGUGUUCAGGUUCAGGAAAGAGAACUUUGAGCUCUUUUCGCCCUUCUUAAUGGCAGACCCUACAUACUGCCAGUAUCAUACUGACUCAUUUAUCUUUACUCAUGUGUUCAUAUUCGCAUGUUGGUUAGGUCCAUUUAAAAAAUGUACAAGUCAAGAAAUAAAAAUCCGAGAAAAGGUCUAAACCACGAAUGAAUGUUUGUCAGGACAAAAUGGACAAUAUCCACCAAAGCUAUCUCCACCAAAGUUCUCUUUACCAUCUUGGUCAUAGUCAAAAUGGGCUCUUCUAAGAAAUUACGGCUAUUUUUUUAUAAGGUUAUCUGGCUAGCUUUAUUACUUUUUAGUUUUUAUUAUUCAUGUUAUCCAGUGUGCUGUGAGUGACCUUGGGCUUUGAUUACUGUUGUAUUCAAUAAAGCAGAAAGUUCUAAUUCACUACAUCCUCUCUCGUGCGCGAACAGAUCCUGAAUGUUCUGAGCUAAGCAUUUUUCGUUAGGACCAAUUAAUAAUGAUUAUUAAUGUACACAUUAUUAUUUAUGCUGUCAAGCAUCACGUUUGUUUCAUUUCAUGUGUAUUUUAGUUCCAGCCAUUGAAUGUAAAAAAAAAAGACACAAAAUUGCAAAGGCUGUUCUUGUAUAUGUUAAAUGUUUUAUUGAUGAGGUGAUACUAUGUAUAACCACUUAUUGUUCUAUGACAAUUAUUAUUUUCAUGCGCAAAAAGGUGUUUUCAAGUCUUCUGUGUUGUAACAGUAGCCUUUUUUCUGGGCUUGUGACGUGACUGUUGGUCUAUAUCAAUGCGAAUUUGUUAAACGGGUGAUGGUUUUAAUAAAGCUAGUAGGCUGUAUUGAGCAGCCCACUUGUAAAACA